Molecule: messenger RNA, 2172 nt
Organism: Closterium sp. NIES-65
Lineage: Eukaryota; Viridiplantae; Streptophyta; Zygnematophyceae; Desmidiales; Closteriaceae
Source: the annotation of a GenBank genome assembly
AUGGAUGCCAGGUGGGAUAUGGAUGCCACGUGUGAUGUUUACAGCCUGCCACGUGUCAUCUGGAAGAAGAACACGCCGUUCCUCUACGACCUCGUCAUCACGCACGCGCUCGAAUGGCCGUCGCUCACCGUGCAAUGGAUGCCAGAACGGCAGGAACCAGCAGGGAAGGAUUACUCGGUGCAACGGAUGGUGCUGGGAACGCACACGUCGGACAACGAGCAGAACUACCUCAUGCUCGUGGACGUGCAGCUGCCCCUGGACGACACCGAGACGGACGCGCGCCAGUAUGAUGAGCAGCGCAGUGACGUUGGGGGAUUUGGUGCUGGGUGCGCCAAGUGGGAGGGGGGAGGUGGGGGAUGGGAGAGGGCGGACGUGCAGUUGCCUCUGGACGACACAGAGACGGACGCCCGGCAGUACGACGAGCAGAACUACCUCAUGCUCGUGGACGUGCAACUGCCUCUGGACGACACAGAGACGGACGCCCAGCAGUACGACGAGCAGAGGAGCGACAUUGGCGGGUUCGGUGCUGGGAGCGCCAAGGUGGGAAGGGGGGAAGGGUGCGUGGGGAGACGGGUAGGAGGGGCAGGGGGGGCAAACGAGCAGAACUACCUCAUGCCCGUGGACGUGCGACUGCCUCUGGACGACUCAGAGACGGACGCGCGGCAGUACGGCGAGCAGAGGAGCGACGUUGGCGGGUUCGGUGCUGGGUGCGCCAAGGUGGGGAGGAGGAGGGGGAGGGGUGUGGAGUUUUGCGCGUGGGGGUGUGUCAAGAUCCGUGAGGGGGAGUGGGGCAAAGUGGGGAGGGGUGGUAAGAUGGAGGAUUCAGCGCCGGGUGCGCUAAGGUGGGGAGCUCGUCUGUAUCCUUACAGGGGCCUACGUUUUGUGCUUCUAUUUGCUAGCCAUUGCACCCCCAACCCCUCUUUUUUCCCUCCCUUCCUUCCCGCCCCUUCUCCUCCGCCCCUCACACUCAUUCUCACACCACCGCAGGUGCAAGUGGUGCAGCAGAUCAACCACGAGGGCGAGGUGCAAGUGGUGCAGCAGAUCAACCACGAGGGCGAGGUGAACCGAGCGCGCUACAUGCCGCAGAACCCCUUCCUCAUCGCCACCAAGACCGUCUCUGCCGAGAUUACCCUUGUUCCGCCUCCCCUGCACCGCCUCCUCUGCUGCCUUCCCUCCCUCCCCUGGCCCCGGCCCACAGGAGGGCACGUGCGAUCCGGAUCUGCGCCUGAGGAGUCACAAGGCGGAGGGGUACGGGCUGUCCUGAAGCCCCUUCCGCGUUCUCUUACCAACCCUCUGCUACCUUCCCUCCCUCCGCCUCCCCUGCCCCCGCUCCACAUCCACAGACGGAGGGGUAGGGGCCGUCCUGGAGUCCCUUCCGCGCCCACCUACCCACCCUCUGCUCUCUUGCUCCGCCUCCCCUCCCCUGGCCCCGGCCCACAGGUAUUCGUGUUCGAUUACAGCCGGCACCCAUCAAAACCCCCGCAGGAGGGCACAUGCAACCCCGACCUGCGCCUGAGGGGCCACAAGACGGAGGGGUACGGGCUGUCCUGGAGCCCCUUUCGAGCCGGGCACCUGCUGAGCGGGUCAGACGACAUGCAGAUCUGCGUGUGGGACAUCGGCGCGGCCACUAAGGCGAACAAAGUGGUGGAGGCGAAACACGUGUUUCGGGUGGGUUGGGAGGGGUGGGGAGGGGUUGUGAGGGGGCCACCUGCUGAGCGGAUCAGAUGUCAUGCUGAUCGGGCUGCUAUUAAAGCCAACAUAAGUGGAUGCUCUGCUGCUGCUGCUCUGGCACCUGCGCUCCCCCUCCCUCCCCACCCACGCACUCUUGCACACACGGGGGUGGUGGAGGACGUGGCGUGGCACUGCCGGCACGAGUACCUGUUUGGGUCCGCACACACGGGGGUUGUUGAAGACGUGGCAUGGCACUGCCGGCACGAGUACCUGUUUGGGUCCGUGGGGGACGACCAGCAGCUGCUGCUCUGGGACCUGCGCUCCUCCGCUGUUGACAAACCCGCGCACGCGGUUACCGCACAUCCUGCCGAGGUGAACUGUCUGUCGUUCAAUCCGUUCAACGAGUGGGUGCUGGUGACAGGCUCGGCUGAUAAGACAGUGGCUCUGCAUGACAUUCGGAACCUCUCUAGGCGCCUGCACACAUUUGUUCAACACACGUGA